Molecule: messenger RNA, 855 nt
Organism: Tachyglossus aculeatus (Australian echidna)
Lineage: Eukaryota; Metazoa; Chordata; Mammalia; Monotremata; Tachyglossidae
Product: vegetative cell wall protein gp1-like
Exons: 4
Coding region: 1-855 (284 amino acids)
Source: RefSeq, a predicted model, not a curated record
AUGGAGUUGCUACGGUCUAUUGUUGUCCCUUUGAUCCAGCCCUGUUUAUGUGGCUUGAGAGAGUGGUUGAAUGAGUAUGCCAAAAAUAAGAAGAAGAGGAAAACAUGCCAUUUGUGGUCCUUUAUGCCAGUAUUGCUGAAAACUUUGAAUGGCAAACUUUUGGCUGGCUGGGAGCCAAAUGGCUGGGAGGCCCCCAGCGGCCUCCCCCCGUGCAGUGCGCACACCGCCCCCGAGCGCCCCCCAGCGGCCUCCCCCCGUGCAGCGCGCACACCGCCCCCGAGCGCCCCCCACCGGCCUCCCCCCGUGCAGCGCGCACACCGCCCUCGAGCGCCCCCCAGCGGCCUCCCCCCAGUCAGCGCGCGCACAUCGCCCCGAGCGCCCCCCAGCGGCCUCCCCCGUCAGCGCGCGCACACCGCCCCCGAGCGCCCCCCAGCGGCCUCCCCCCGUGCAGUGCGCACGCCGCCCCCGAGCGCCCCCCACCGGCCUCCCCCCGUGCAGCGCGCACACCGCCCUCGAGCGCCCCCCCAGCGGCCUCCCCCCCAGUCAGCGCGCGCACAUCGCCCCGAGCGCCCCCCAGCGGCCUCCCCCGUCAGCGCGCGCACACCGCCCCCGAGCGCCCCCCAGCGGCCUCCCCCGUGCAGCGCGCCCCCCGCCCCCGAGCGCCCCCCAGCGGCCUCCCCCCGUCAGAGCGUGCAAACCGCCCCCGAGCGCCCCCCAGCGGCCUCCCGCGUCAGCGCGCGCCCCCCGCCCCCGAGCGCCCCCCAGCGGCCUCCCCCCGUCAGCGCGCGCCCCCCCGCCCCCGAGCGCCCCCCAGCGGCUUCCCCCCUCCAGCGCGCCCUUCCCUGCACGUACUGA